AGGUGAUAUUUUUACUGCUGAUAUUUUUUACAUUUUUCCCUUUGAAGAGUGAAAACUUAUAACUUAUUUGUACAUACAAGAACAAAAUUACAGUUUGAUUUGAUGAACUGUAUUUGACUCAAAGCGAAGAACUUGGAUUUUUUAUGCUACCUACUUAAAUUUUUUACAUACUUUCUACUUUAAAAAAAAAAAAGAGUGACACAAUACCAUUAAUUUGAGGUGAGCAAUUUUUAUAUUAUGUAUAUUUUUCCAUUUUUAACUCUUUUCUAUACGCAUAAAGUCCUGGUUAAACAACAAUAAAAUGACGUUUGAUUGGCUGAGCUGCGUUUGUCAUUCCAGGACCCUCACGAACUCCGCAGCCAUGAAUGUGAAGGGGGAUAAGCCGAAGAGCAAAAUUACGGCCUCUCGUAAGCUCUCUCUCAAAAUGCUCCUGUUGACCCGAGCGUCAGAGGAUCUUCAGCGUGAGAGGCAGCAGAGAGAGGAUGAGAAGAAGAAAUACCUGGGAGAGAAGAUGCCCCCUCUGCAGCUGUCCGGGAAGUCCUUGGACGAACUACAAAAAAUUUGCAAACAGCUUCACGCCAGAAUCGACGUGGUGGAUGAAGAGCGGUACGACUGUGAAUCCAAAGUCAACAAACACAACAAAGAUAUCCAUGAGUUGAAGCUGAAGGUCCAAGACUUGGGCGGUAAGUUUAAGAAACCCGCCCUGAGGAAGGUGAGGGUCUCUGCAGACGAGAUGAUGAGAGCUCUGCUGGGCUCCAAACACAAAGGCUCCAUGGACCUGCGCUCCAACCUCAAGUCUGUGAAGAAGGAGGACGUCAAACAGGAUAAGGUGCUUACGAGUGAGGUUGGAGACUGGCGUAAAAACGUGGAGGCCAUGUCAGGAAUGGAAGGUCGUAAGAAGAUGUUUGACACAGGCGGAGCUGCUCAGUGAGGUGUUCAAGGACCGGAGGAGAAAGUACAACUGUCGACAUGAAGCUGGGGCAAGUUUAAAGUGUUUAAGGGUAACAUGAAUGAAGAACUUUGAGCUUUUUACAGUGUUAUAGUUAAAGUUAUGAAGUUUUUUGUCAUCAGAAUUACCAGAAGGCGUCUUGUAUUUGUGUAUUCUCUGGCAUUGCGUUUCUGUGUCGUGCUACCGUGUAAGUUCAAAGUGUAUUAAAACUAAAAUAAUCUAAUGCUAAACAAAAGUGGGUGGGUGGGUGGAAAUGUGGGAUUGUUUUUAAUCUGUGUAAAGCACUUUGUGUUACAUUUUUGUAUGAAAAGUGCUUUAUAAAUAAAGUUUGAUUGAUUGAUUGAAAAGUCAGAAUAUAGAAGCAUAGAAUAACUGAGUAUGUCCAAUGAUAUUUUUAUUUGAACCCUCUCCUGUUUUGCUAUAAGAUGUUUGUAGAGAUUAAAACAGAAAUGAACAAUGUGCUGACAUAA
Molecule: messenger RNA, 1419 nt
Organism: Boleophthalmus pectinirostris (great blue-spotted mudskipper)
Lineage: Eukaryota; Metazoa; Chordata; Actinopteri; Gobiiformes; Gobiidae
Product: troponin I, slow skeletal muscle-like
Exons: 6
Coding region: 302-931 (209 amino acids)
Biological process (GO): muscle contraction
Cellular component (GO): troponin complex
Source: RefSeq, a predicted model, not a curated record